AUGGAGGGUGAAGAAGCCGACCUCGACGGGGUUGAUGGCUUUACUUAUACUGACCAAGAUAUAAUGGACGAGGAAGCUAAUAACACGCAGGACAUUUACGAGCAGGACCCUAAUGAACAGCCUUUCGACGAUACAUUUCCAGAUGAAAAUGACCCUUAUAUUGAGGCCGACUCGUCGCUGGACCCGACAAGCGAAGCCCCCAACAAUGUGGGUGGUGAAAUGCAGUUGGAUAGGAUACCGGAGGACGAGGGAGACGGAGAGUUUCUUGCAGAAGAGGAGGUGAGAGGAUGGGACCAGAAACAGACAGCGGGCUACCUACGACAAUUAGGCAUUGACCAGAAACAUUGCCAGGCUUUUGAGGAGAAGGGGAUUACCGGAGACUCUCUACUCAGCUUAGGCCAGGACUCAAUGUUAACGCAAUACCUCAACUUUGGUGCUAGGGGCAAGCGAUUAAAAACUUCGGGCAGAAUCCGGCAGUUUCAACAGGAUUUGCUGGCUGGCGGCGCUUUACGCGACCCGCCAACCCCUAUCAUCGAACCUGCUGUGGAGCAGACUGAGGCCUCGGACAAUGCUUCCCUUCAGAAUCGAAGCUUCAAGCACCCAUAUACAUGGAGGCACGGAAUGGCGGAAAAGCUUCAGAUAGACGAAUCGAGGGAUAUCCAAUCCGAAGAGUUAUUAGGCGACCUUCUAGAGACCAUGACAUCGGUUGAUCGACCACGAGGCGAAGACGGGGAUCUCCUCUCCACCCGUGAGCAAGCCAAAUUUCGCUCAGGACUAAGUAAAGAUGAAACUGGUGGUGUCGAAAGAGCCACGAGCUCCAUGUGUGCCGAUUUAUUGGACAAAUUCAAUGCACAUCGAAGAGUGAAAAAAUACCGACCAACUACUAAUGAAGAUGAUAUUCUCUGGCUGCGCAUUGGUGUGCAGCAAUUCAAGCUUCGCACGUCGAAAUGUAUCCAUGCAUUUCCUUCGGGCGAUUAUACAGAAAGAUUUCCGAUCGCUGCAAUCAUGCCGAUGAAUGAAGAUUUUUACGAACCAGCCGGCACAAUCGGCCUUGAGCGGCUCGAAAAAUACUGGUCUCUGCGCAAACAGUCCUCGCGAUCUGCAGAACAGGCAGCCAUCCUACUGGCAAUGGCUCAAGCCCAGGCGCGUGUCCUUGAUCUGGACCGGUUUAAAGGCGACCAACAGGACGAUUCUAGGUUGCAAACCCUGCAGUCCUUCCUUCUUGUGGUCGACAAGCAGAACGUUCAGAUUGUGAGAUGUUUCAGUGAUCGUGAGUAUAUCGAUGCCGUCAAUUCUCCCUCAUGCAGAGAAAUUCCUCGCGACAUACCAAAAGGACUUUCGCUGCACAUCGAGCGAUCAGCGCCGUUAGACGUACGUGACAAAGAUGGCUGGCACAAACUGCUGUCUGGUAUUAAAGCUCUGGUCCGCUCAUAUGAUUUGGUCGAACCCCUGGUCGCCAGCCGACGUCCGCUUGUUGAAGAUGUAGGACCAGCCGAGGAAUCUGAUCCGAUGUACACGCCACAGGAGUCAGAGGUUGAGGAGGAACCAGAGCACGAACCGUCUAAUGAUGGGGAAGAGCCUCCUCUCCUCCCAGAAGAGUUGAGUCGAGAAGGAGAAGAAUUCUCAGGUGAGGAGGGCCCCUUGGAAGAUGAAGAAGCAUAUGAUGAAGAAGAAGCUUUUGAGGAUGAGCCUUUUGAUGAAGAAGGUGAGUUUGAGGACGAGGGUUUGGAGGAUGAUCCAUUCGAAGAUGAGGCCCUUGAGGAAGAGCCGUUUGAUGAGGAAGGGCCCUUCGAUGGGGAAGAACCGUUCGAAGAGGACUACCCUGAAGAGGACUACCCUGAAGAGGACUACCCCGAAGAGGACUACCCUGAGGAGGACUAUCCUGAGGAGGACUACCCUGAAGAUGACUACCCUAUAGAUGGAGACGAGCUUGGCGAAGGGUUCCAGGACGACUUUCCUGAGGAUGAUGGUGCGUAUGAUGAUGACGCAUAUGGAGAUGAUGGUGCAUUUGACGAUGAUGCUUACGGAGGUGAGGGUGCAUUUGGCGAUGAUGCUUAUGGAGAUGAGGGUGCAUUUGACGACGAUGCUUACGGAGAUGAGGGUGCAUAUGAUGAUGAUGCUUAUGGAGAAGAACGUGCAUAUGGUGAUGACGGAUUUGGAGAUGACGGUGCGUACGGUGAGGAAGGGGCAUACGGCGAUGACGGCGCGUACGGUGAGGAAGGGGCGUACGGCGAUGACGGCGCGUACGGCGAUGACGGUGCUUACGGCGAUGACGGUGCAUAUGGUGAGGGCACAUAUGGAGACGAUGGUGGAUACGGAGAUGACGGUAUGUAUGGUGGUGACGAUGGCGGUUACGGCAAUAAUGAUGGGAUGUACGGUGGUGAUGAAGGAGCAUAUGGUGACGAUGGUAUGUAUGGCGGUGAUGAGGGGGCAUAUGGUGGUGAUGAUGGUAUGUAUGGGGGAGAUGGGGGUGGGUAUGGCGAUGACGGAGCCUAUGGGGAUCAAGGUGGGUAUGGCGAUGACGGAGCCUAUGGGGAUCAAGGUGGGUACGGAGACGAAGGAGCUUAUGCAAAUGAAGGUGCCUAUGGAGACCAGGGUGGGUAUGAUGCUGGAUAUGGAGACGAAGGAGCUUAUGGAAACGAAGGCGCAUAUGGAGACCAGGGUGGGUAUGAUGCUGGAUAUGGAGACGAAGGAGCUUAUGGAAAUGAAGGCGCGUAUGGUGACCAGGAUGGGUAUGGCGAUGAAGGAGCUUAUGGAAAUGAAGGCGCAUAUGGAGACCAGGGUGGGUAUGAUGCUGGAUAUGGAGACGAAGGAGCUUAUGGAAAUGAAGGCGCGUAUGGUGACCAGGAUGGGUAUGGCGAUGAAGGAGCUUAUGGGGAUCAAGGUGGGUACGGAGACGAAGGAGCUUAUGCAAAUGAAGGUGCCUAUGGAGACCAGGGUGGGUAUGAUGCUGGAUAUGGAGACGAAGGAGCUUAUGGAAACGAAGGCGCAUAUGGAGACCAGGGUGGGUAUGGAGACGAAGGAGCUUAUGGAAAUGAAGGCGCCUAUGGAGACCAAGGGGGUUAUGAGGCUGGAUAUGGAGAUGAAGCUGCAUAUGGAAAUGAAGGCGCCUAUGACCAAGGUGGAUAUGAGGCUGGAUACGGAAACGAAGGCGCGUAUGGCAAUGAAGACGCCUAUGGAGCUGAGACUGGAUAUGGUGACGAAGGGGCGUACGGAGCCAAUGAUCAGUAUCGAGCCGACGAUCAGUAUCGAGCCGAUGAUCAGUAUGGAGCCAACGAUCAGUAUCGAGCCAACGAUCAGUAUCGAGCCAAUGAUCAGUAUGGGGACGACGGUACGUAUGGAGAUGGUGCCUAUGAAGCUGAGACCGGGUACGGCGAAGAUAGAGCCUACGGAGCCAACAAUGGUUUUGGGAACCAAGAUGCAUAUGGAGACGAAGGCGUCUAUGGUGACAAUGACGCCUAUCGUGGAGAUGAGAGAGGAUAUGACGGCGAUGCUGGGUACGGAGAUGAACCCGGAUACGGAAACCAAGAUGCAUAUGGAGAUAAGGGCGUUUAUCAUGACAAUGACGCCUAUAGCGGAGAAGAGCUGGGUUAUGACGGUAAUGCUGGGUACGAAGAUGAACCAAAGUACGGAAACGAAGAUGCAUAUGAAGAUGAAGACGUUUAUCGUGACAAUGGCGCCUAUCCUGGAGAUGAGAUAGGAUACAACGAGAAUUCUGGAUACAAAGAUGAGCCCAAGUAUGGAGAUGAAAACGUCUAUCGCGAGGAUGGGUAUGACGACCUUUCCCAAGAGAAUUAUCAUGAUGGAAUUGCCCCUGCGGAAAACGACAGAUAUGCCGAGGGGCUGCCAGAAACCGAUUAUCGUGAAGGAGAGCUCCCGUUAGAGAAUCACGCACAUGACGAUGCAUAUCGGAACGAGUUACCAGAAGAGGAUUACCGUGGCGCUGAGCUCCCUCCGGAUGACGAUGCAUAUGGUGAUCGAUACGGUCGCGGCUUGGAAGGAGAUGAUUAUGAUGGUGAACCACAGAUGGACAGUUUCCAAGACGCUAGAUACGGCGUUGAAAACCAGAAUGGGUAUUAUGAUGAACAGAUCCCAGCGGGCGAACUCCAUAAUGAACAAUACAGCGACCGAGCGACAGACUUGGACAAUCCUCGGGAUUAUAACGUGGAUGAUGACGUGAGCGAGACUGACAUCCCUAUGAGCGGCGCUGCAGCCGACCCUCGUGCCAACGAUUAUCCACAGGAUGACUAUCAUCGAGAAGAGCCCUUCGCAGAGAAGUUCCAGGACAAUGAGUUCCGUAACGAGCUGCCUGGCUAUACCUUGCAUGACGACCCCACCGAUGACGGUCACAUUGACGAAUUCCGGGACCACGAUGGUCAUGAGAACGCGCUAUUGAGCGAUGACCACCGCUCCCUCGAAGGAACCAUGGCAGGCUCAGUCCUUGACAACCUCCCAAUAGGCGACCAACACGUUAGCCACGAGGAAUAUGGCUCUGAGGGUGAAAACAUGGAAAGAUCGCCUCUAAAUGACAUGGCCAACGAAGAUCUGCUGCGCAACGAGGAACAGGAUCUUUCCGAUUACGAUCAGCCCAUACGAUCGCCUCUGGGUGUUGUGAUGAACAACAGCGGGCCACGUCUCAGCGAAGAGACCAGUGAUCAAACAUUGGCUGACGGCGUAAGAAGUGGGAACAUUGUCAAUUUUGAUAGCGUGAAUGAUGACAAUGCAAGCCGCUUCGGUAGACCCGAUGAUCAUGAGCCACCAUUUGACAACUCCGAGCUCGAAGACGGCAACCUUGCUGGUGUGGGAGUGGUCGACCAGCAAGCCUAUGACGAUAACAAAGCAAAGGUUGGCUACCUGUCACACGGAGAGAGCAGGGAACGGUUGCCUUUGCAUGAUCAUGUCGGCGAUGAAGGUGACUCUCCCACAGACAAUGAUGGUUUCGGAUCGCCGCUCGAGGAUCUCUCCUCUCGACAUGACGUUGUCGACGGCGAUGGCCUCCAGAGUGAUAGAGAUGCUCGUGUCGAUGAUGAUCUCCUGCCCGAGGGCAAUCGAUUAGGCAAGUCGUCCGAAGAGUAUAUCAAGGGCCGGGGCGAUUUUCAGAGCGGAAAAGACCUACGCAAGGAAAACGAAUACUCAUCUGAUGACGGUCGGGUUCGCGGAGUGUCUGCACAACACUUGGGUGAGGAAGAUGACCUCGCAAGGCAGGCGAGGCUGGGAGUGGAAGAAGAUUACUAUUCUGACGAGGAAAGUCGUAAGGACAACAAGUUCGGUAGUCGCAACAAUGAAAAGGUCGAUUACGAAGGUGACGAUUAUGGAGGAAAUGACUAUACAGACCUCGAAUUCAGAGAAAGAGACUUCGGGGAGGACUUCAACCGAGACCAAUUCAAGAAAGAGGAGUAUGAAGAAGAUCAAUACAGAGAGAGCAUGUAUAUAGGGCGUGAUCAUCGGAAGGGGGACUUUGAAGACGCAUACAAUGGUGACCAAAAGGACCAUUCUCGGAUUCAGCACUUCGACAAGGACAACUAUACCUCCAACUUUCACAAUCGAGACCACGACAGCAAGAUUGGCAUGCAGCAUAACAGUGAGCAAGGCCUGAAUGAUGUGCUACCUAUUGUACCUCAAUUGGACCAACGGGGGACCCAAGAACAAGUUCUCUCGGAAGAUGAGGAUGGAGUUCUGGCGGAAUCCUUGCAAAGUCCUCGCAAUAUUGGCCAGUCCUUUUCCAGUGCCAAAGAUCUAGCGCAAAAUGCUUCAAGAUGGGAUCGGGGGUAUCCUGACUCUGGAAAAGAUGUUCAGAACGACGUGUCUCCCUUUGGAGGUCUUUCUUCUCAUGAAGAACGCACUACACCCGUCGCCAGCAAGGAAAGCAACGACCGGAAAUCACCCCAUGACUCUCGUGAAAACAGCCUAGACUCACCAGGCCCAGCUGACCCGGGUCUUGCAGACUUCGCCCCAAGCACCCCAAGACUAGGCGAAAGAUCACGAGCGAAUGAUUUCAAGUCACCCAUCCUACCAACCGGAGGCGCAGAAUGGUCGCAAAGCGAUGAGGAAGCCUUCAAAAAGUUCGUUCAAACUUCUCCACGAGACUCAAAGGAACAACGGCUGUCAACGGAUACACUCGGGAUAUCUGAUCAUCAGUCUUCACCAAGGGAAAAUGCCUUGCCAGCUGGUGGAACGAAUCCACAAAGGCUGCCAGCAGAAGGUAACAACUCAUUCGAGGAUGAUAUACUAGCUAGCCGAGAUGGAUCUCAUGGUCAUAAAUUGUUCGCCAGCACAUCUGGAGGAUCUGAUAAAAAGCGUGACCUUUGGGACAGAACGCAGGGCGAAAAGUCAGACGCAUCCGAUAAUGGUCUCGACCAGUACCCUGAAAAAGACUCCUAUCGUGCUUCACCAGCUGGAGCACAUGCUAAUGUAGCAUUGCCUGAAGAAAACAGUGCAUUGCAGCCUCACGACAGACUAUCCGAUAUCUCUUUCGCCAACGCACUCACAUCAUUGAACGGUCUUGACAGAGGGCCGAUUUCGACAGAUUCAGGACAACCGCCUCCGCCCCCCUAUCCCGGAUCACCCGCAUCGCAUAGUCGUGACAAAAACUCUUCGUGGGACGAGCCUGUCACCAAUACCGGUCGACUAGGACGCCCGGCAGCAGGUCUACCAGACUUGAGAGACUCGGAACCACGCAGUCAGUCGAUGAAUGACGACUUAAAGAAUGAUCUGCAGGCGAGACUGAGCAGUGACUCAUUCUCUGGUGACAUGCGCGCAGACAAUGCUGCAGAUAAUGCUCCAGGCGGCAGCAGAUUGACACCUAAUCAUGCGGUAGGACAGUUUUCUGAUCAAGGCGCAAUCAACGAGCAUAAAUCGCCCACGGCUACUGCUGGCAAGAACGGCAAGGCAGGCAAGGCCAUUGACAAGAUGUUGUCCAACCUUGAAGAAAAUGAUACACAGGAAGCUUUUGAUCCAGUGGCUCAUGGCGCAGAGCCUUCCGUUGGUAAGCAGCGCAAGGCUCAUGCCGACCUCGAUAAUCUGUUAGCCGCCUUGGACGGGAAAGGAUCGAAGGAACUGCAUUCACCAAAUGUCAAGCCCGCGGACUCGGGUCCACACGAGCCUCGCAAAGCACAGCAAACCAUUGAUAAUUUAAUGACGGAUCUAACUUCCAUGCCGCGGGAUAGCGAUGAACGCUGGCGAGAAACUGAAAAGGGAAGCGUAAAAAUGGCAAUCAGUGACCGUGAUGCCUUGAAUGCAUCAAGCCACGAUGCUGGUAGCGGUGGUCCUUCAUGGCAGAACCCGUCGUCACGUUCCGUGUCAAAUGUCGAAAAUGACCUUAAUCCCUCAGCACCAUCCUCUCAAGGCUCCAAGCUGCCCUUCCUCCAAACACAAGGUCUGCUUUCCAAUUCGAGAUUCAAAGACGACGAACAUGAUAGAUGGCCCAAUCCUACCGACCGUUCUGAAGCGGCGUUUCGCGAACAAACUUACAGUCAAGUGCAUGAACCUAGAGAUAUGCCGUCGUCUCCUUCAGACACUUCAAGGCAACAGUCGAUCGGAGACACAGAGGAUCGAAAUGCGCAGCCAGGCUCAAACAGUUCCAACGAUAUACUUCCAUUGUCACAAGACUCAUCGUUCAAGUCACAGCAACCACAGCGAAGCAUGGAAGGGACUCAUCCCAGCAUUGCUCCUUCAAAUUCCUCAAAAGGGGAAGAUGAGGCGCCUGUGAUCGGCGGCAGGACAGAAAAGGCGCCCAUAUCCAUGGAUGCCAGGGGAAAGAAGCCACCGUUUGGAGGCUUCCCAUUGUUCCCAGCAAGAAGAGGACUGCCCUCAGAAAAUGGUGCAAGAGGCGACACCAAUUCGUCCUCGGAAAGUUUGAGGCAAGGUUCAACUCCAUCACAAGCGUGGAAAGAUAGCCAGGAUAACCCAGUCCUACCGGCCACCUCUUUCAUCAAGCCCCAGACAGAUGGCAGUACCUUUGCAAGAUCUGUCGCUGGUGAGCAGCCAUUACGAGAAGCCACUACCGUAGGCAUGUCCGAAGCCUGGCAGAAGCCGGAGAACACCUUGUGGGCCAAUGGCCCUCAGAUUAUGCCUCAGGACAAGAACGAUAGUGCAACAACAUCAACCCUUGCAGAUGCUGGAGCCAAUGACAUUCAAGACUUUCCCAGGAAAGACAAAAUUCCGCUUCCACCACAGCCGCCACGGAUGGGACUACCUUCGAGGCCGGGGCCGGGGCCCCGACGCAAAAGCACGCUCGCAGGGCUGCCCGAAAAGGCUCCCGGGCUCUCUGACAGUGUCAAUGCACUCAAUGCAAAGAGUCCUGGAGUUGGAGACCAAGUGACAGAAGUUCAAGGACGGAGUAUCGAUCAAGUACCGAGAACAGGAACAAACAAUGUAUUGGCCGGCUUUGGAAAACCCUCUGAUCUCUCAACCGCCGGGCUUCCUCCACGAGGCCGGUUUUCACCGCUUGGUCAAAGACCUUCGAAUAUGAAUGAGGCGUUCUCUCCAGCUGACAGAGGCUCCUCACAGCCGGUAUCUCGAAAUGAAGUGAGCCAAACAGUUAAAGAGGUCGAUGGCAAGCCUAUUUAUCCUGCAAUGUUUGGAAGCAGUACUCUUUCGACUGAGCCAACGGCGAGGAAUCAACCACAGACCACUCUGGGUGACCCAAGAAGGAUUGCUGACGCCCAGCAGAUGCCACCAGCCAUUUCCAAGAACUCUGUACCAUAUAGCAAGCAAGACUGGCAGCCUACCUCUAUUGCUGGUAAAGACUCGAUGCCACCGCCUCCAUAUGGUCUUCAGAAGCCAGAAUCUUCAUUGUCUUCGAGGGAGAACAUCGAUCCCGCAGCAUCAACUACGAGCAUGGGCGACAUGGCACUAUCUUCACAGAAAGAAGCUCCCUCGACUUCGGCCUCCGCACCAGAGAAGCGUAUGCCAAGUCCUUUCUCGCGUGGUGGCUUGCCAAUGGGACCUAGAUUGUCAGCAAUUCCGCCGAAAGGUGCGCUACCUCCUCCUGCUCAAUCGCUUCCGCCCAUUCCCAGCUUACCAAAGCCUCCCGUUGCUACCGACGCGCAGUCAGGACCAAGUUCCACAGGUCUGCAGGCAGGAAAAUUAGCGGAGAACCAGUCCAGCCCUACGCCGGUAGGUGGAAAAGACAGUACUCUCACUACUUCAGCAAACACUCUGGCAGGAAUAGACGCGCAGAGAGGGCCCCUCGCGGAUCAGUCGAAAGGAAUUUUCUCUCCUUUUGGUGCCAACAACAGACCUUUGCCUCCUGGACUGCAGACUGGGUCCUCCAUCAAUUUGAAGGAAGGUCCACCAGGGAUAAACCAGCAAAGAAUCCCACCUGUGAAUGGACAAACGCCAGGGAAGUCCGGCUUUGGUUUGUUCAAUGGACCUCCGCCUCCAAGAGCACAGAACGGGCCCACGUCAAGCACGAGUCAUGGGACAGCAGCGCCACUUCCGCAGGGUAAACUGUCAGGUGAAGGCUUUCGAGGGUUUCCGACCGCUCAUGGGAACAUCAAUCAAUUUCCACUACCACCAGGGCAGGACAGCCAGACAACACGGAAUCCUCUCCAGCCAAUGCCGCUUCCAAACGCGCAGGAUGACUCGAAAGGACUAGGUACACAACCAUCUACAUCACUACCCAAACCGCCACAACUCUCUAACCAACUGCCGCGUGUUCCGCCUCCUCCGUUACCAGGUCAGCAGGCAGCCUCCAAGCCAACGAAUGGAGCCUCGAGAUUGCCAUUCCUACCACAAACAAGCGAUCCGGUGGCCAACUCCGCCUUGCCUACAUCAGCCUUUAAAGCACCAACACUCCAGCCAGAUGUACAGAAGGCUGCUCAGCAUCAUGGCUCUGGGCAGCCCGUGCCGCCGAAAAAUGAACAAGGAAUGCCAACAUCCAGUGUACAGCGUGGGUCUCCAGCACCUGAGAUGUCCAAAGCCCCGGUAUUCCCGGGCAUACAGCAAAAGGUACCACCAUUUGGGAAUUCGAACGGCGGCUCGGUGUCAUAUACUCAGCAAGAGUCUCUACCUCCUUCACAGAACGGACUACGGAUGCCAUCUAAGCUGCAGACGGAGAACACGUCUGAUCAAGGCCAGACGCCAUCAUCAGGCGCGGGCGUUGCACAAAACCCAGCCCAUUCUAAUGUGUCCAUUCCACCAUCUGGAGGCCAACUUGGCAGUAAACCCAACCCGCCAUUCCCACCUAGUGUGCAGCAGCCGCCUGGGCCUCCAGGUCAACAAAGAUGGCCAUUCCCGUCGUUCUCACAAAAAGCUCCUAUUCCUCAGGCUAUGCCACCUCCUCAACCUUCUACUAGCACCAAUCUGCCCACGAAACCAUCUGCCCCAAUGUUACCUGGCAUAUUACAGGACGGUAAGUUUACCCCUACGCCAGCGGCAAGUUCAGCGAUGGCAAAAGGAGUGUUACCUCCACCAAAUAUGGCAAUGAAAGAUUCAACACCACCUACGAACAUGCCACCACGGGGAGGAAUGCCACUAUUACCGAACAUGACCCAGGGAACCCUACCCGCUUCGAACGGAUUGCCGAGAGGACAGAUACCUCCGCCAGGUAUGGGUCUGAAAGGCCCAAGCACCAGCAAUCCACCCCAAAAUGGCCUGUCCUCAGUACCCUCUCUGGGCCGGCUGCCCAAUUCGUCCGCACCAUCUUUUGGCGACGCGCAAAAGAGUGCUGCUCAUGCAACCAUCCAACCUGGCCCACAAGCGUCGACGAUGCCACAGCCGGAGCCAAAGCCACCACAGCCACCUUUGGGUAAGUUGCCCGACCUGCCGGGCUCAUUCUUUGGGGGAACACAACAGCAGGGCCAGCCCUCAAAGCCAACAGAUGCACCAGGACCCUCCGCGAUACAGAAAGCGUCAACGCCUCCAGCCCCUGCCAUGAUGUCCUCUAAAGCAAUGCCUAUGGGUACAUCACAACUACCACCAAUGCCAUUCAAUGCUCCGAAAGGCCCUGGUUCUCAAGGCCCAGCGCAUCCUCAAGGUGGAAAUGGACCCUUUGGCACUCAAAACAAGUUACCGCCUCAAGGUCCCCCGCAAGGUCCAUCACAAGGUACUUCGCAAACACAACAAGCAGGGCCGAGCCAGUCGAUGCUCGCUCGAUUCGGCCGCAACGGUCCCGGCCUUUUCGGUGCCCAGCCCAAGUCUGAGCCGUUGAGCAAGGUCCAAGGUGUUCCGCUCCAGCCUGGGUCCCAGAUACUACCUCCACCUCCAAACCAAGCCCAACCACAUACUACUAUACCCGACAAGCAGGCCAGGCCGGCUCCUUUCCAGAGCAGCCAACCACUUAAUGCAGAAAAACCGCCCGUAGUCCCUGAUGCAGCACGGGGUGGCAUCUCGCCGGCAGGUAAUUCGAGCAAGCCUCUAUUCCCGAGCACGACGCCAGGUGAUCAGCCGGCACAUACACAGAACCAGACAGCACCAGAGAGACAGCCAAACGUUCCCAUCCCUGUGGCUGGUCAGCGGAAGGAAUCAACAACGUUCAAGCCCCCUCUACCACCACCACCAAGCAGGCCCCCGAAAGAGCUGCAGGCUAGCCAGCCCAGUAGAAACUUCAAUCCAUUUAGCAAAUUCACGAAUCGGAUUAGUGGCUCGAACAAGCCACCGGCGACUCUACCUCCGAGAACAGCGUCUGCAGCCAGUCAAGUUAAUCUGGCUGCUUCUUCAGCUGAAGGAAAAGUAAACUCUACCAUGCAACAACCCAGCGUGCCGCCUCAGAAAGCUCAGACAGGUAUAGGAGGGUUCUUUUCAGGCGCAAAGCCGCUCUCAAACAUGCUACCUGGGAAAACACCUCCCAACAACACACCUGUCAGGAGUGGACUGUUGGGGAGCUCGAAACCUGCGACAGUGGUGCCGCCAGCCAACCCACCUCCAGUCAAUCCGUCAAAUGGAAAUGGACUGCUUGAGCGGUCAACCCCAGGCCCGAUGAAUCCUCCGAGCAACUCGUCUGUUAACAAUACAUCCACCAAGGGUGGCUUCUUCAGCCCUCCAAAUCCUAUUCCUUCAAAUACCACAAAUAAUCCAUCCUCGUCCAAACCAAAAACCGGAGGUGGCUUCUCUGGACGGUCGGAUACCGCACCUCCGAAUCCUCCAAACAUUCCUCCUCCUCCCAAAAACCCGACAAAUGGAGGUGGCUUCUUUGCAGGCUCAACACCUGGUCCAGCCGGGCCUUCAAACAAUGCGACUCAGAGUGACCCGUCUAUUAAAAAUCGUCUCUUCGGCUUAUCAAAGCCGAAUGCGCCAAUCCCCAAUCCGCCAAUCGCGCCGAGCAAGCCUCAGGUCAAUCCUUCAAACAGUGGAGGUGUUUCUGGGAAAGUGCAGCGGCCUGCCAUUAUGCCCCUAGCUGUUCCUCUUCAGAAUAAGCAGCCGAAUAGUAGUGGUGGCUUUCUCUCGGCGUCGAAACAAAUUCCACAUGGCCCGAAUGCAUCACUCGAAAAGCCAGCUCCAGCAGCUCCACAGAGCAAUGCUCCAACGACAUCUUCUUCAGGCUUCAUGAAUAAACCAGCAGCUCCGACAUCAGUGCAGAACAAGCCCCUCCAAUCUAGCUCAGCAGGGUUCUUUGGAAGUAAGCCGACAAUUCCACCGAGCAACCAAAGCCAGCCGAUUGUAGGCGGAUCUCUGGUUUUCCCCAAACCACCCGCUCAACCAGCCCCCUUAAAUGCACCAAAACCCAAUCAAGCAAAUAGCGGGGGAAUGUUUAGCAAUGUCUGGAAAUCAGCGGAUGCCACAUCCGGCCCAGCUAAGCCCACACAGGUGAAUCAAAUACCUGCACCAUUGGGAGGGCAAUCCAGCAAGCCCACGCCGCCUCCAAGUAAACCUCUUCUGCCUAGAAGCAAGCCUAUGCCACCUAGCAAGCCUCUGCCACCUCCCAGCAAGCCUAUUCUACCUUCCAGCAAGCCUACUGCACCUGCAAGUAAGCCCAUGCCGCCACCCGCAAAUCAACCACCUCAGCAGAAGGCACAACCUGUACCAUCUUCUCAAGCCAAGGGCAACGGGUCAGUCUUGGGAAAAUCCGGCAGCAGCGACAAGACGAAAGCCACCGCACCACCACCUCUUUCGAACAAGCUAAAUAUACCGCAACAGAAACCACAGCCACCCAGUGCAAGCCUCUUCGGAAGUGGCACCGGGAAAGAGAACACGAAACCAUCAACCACAUCACAAGGCAAGAAAGCAGGCGCAGCGAUGGAUUCUAGUAACCCGGGCCAUGUGAAACCGCCGGCUACGGGGAGUAAGCUGGGCAAUGCAAGUGUUGUAAGCGGGAUGGGAAAGGGGAAGUCUUCGCAGCAGCAGCAGCAGCAGCAGCAGUCCCAGGCUCAGAAAAAGGUUCAGCUAAAGUCUCAGCCCAAGUCCCAAUCAAAGCCACAGGCGAAGCCGCAAGGGAAGAGUACUAAGAAUAUCGUCACGUUCGUGAAUGGGAAACGAACCGUGGUGUGA
This is a messenger RNA of Endocarpon pusillum Z07020, 13428 nucleotides long. RefSeq lists its product as uncharacterized. Bases 1 to 13428 code for a protein of 4475 amino acids. The transcript has 3 exons. Gene Ontology annotation, molecular function: protein binding. NCBI's taxonomy places the organism in Eukaryota, Fungi, Ascomycota, Eurotiomycetes, Verrucariales, Verrucariaceae. The record is from RefSeq and is a predicted model, not a curated record.